Molecule: messenger RNA, 1416 nt
Organism: Abrus precatorius (Indian licorice)
Lineage: Eukaryota; Viridiplantae; Streptophyta; Magnoliopsida; Fabales; Fabaceae
Product: ABC transporter I family member 20
Exons: 7
Coding region: 179-1171 (330 amino acids)
Molecular function (GO): ATP hydrolysis activity; ATP binding
Source: RefSeq, a predicted model, not a curated record
GAGAGGCCCAAUGGUUUUGAGUAGGUCGGGGAAACUGAGCGCGAGUGUCUGAGACGUAGCCACGCAUCCCCUUAGUUUCUUUCCCCACUCCUCACCGAACACCAAUUCAAUUCAUCCAUUGAAUUGAUAUAUUAAUACAGGAAAGUGGGUGCAGCAGAAACAGAAACCGAAGUUGAAAAUGGGUGUUAAUUCAGAUUCAAAAGCAGCAACAAUUGAGAUAAAGGAUCUGAGAUUCACAUACCCUGGCAUCGACGGCCAUCCUCCGCCGGGUUCCACUUCUCUCAUUCAAGAUUUCUCUCUCACUCUCUAUUCCGGCGACCGCUGUCUUCUCGUCGGUUCCAACGGCGCUGGGAAGACGACAAUUCUGAAGAUACUAGGAGGGAAGCACAUGGUGGAGCCACAUAUGGUUCGUGUUCUCGGAAGAUCAGCUUUUCAUGACACCACUUUAACAUCUUCUGGUGAUCUCUGUUAUCUUGGUGGCGAGUGGAGGCGAGAUGUUGCUUUUGCAGGUUUUGAGGUUCCAAUACAAAUGGACGUUUCUGCUGAAAAAAUGAUAUUUGGUGUAGGUGGGAUUGAUCCUGAAAGAAGAGCAGAGCUGAUCAAGGUAUUAGAUAUCAAUCUUUCCUGGAGAUUGCAUAAAAUAUCUGAUGGUCAAAGAAGAAGAGUGCAAAUUUGUAUGGGUCUCCUCAAACCAUUUAAAGUUCUUCUUCUCGAUGAGAUAACGGUUGACCUUGAUGUUCUAGCAAGAGCUGACCUUCUGAGGUUUCUAAGAAAGGAAUGUGAAGAGAGAGGUGCCACUAUUAUCUAUGCAACACAUAUAUUUGAUGGUCUUGAGGAUUGGCCCACGAAUAUUGUUUAUGUAGCCCAUGGAAAGCUUCAACUAGCAAUGCCUAUGGACAAAGUCAAAGAAAUUAGUCAAUUGUCCCUAAUGAGAACUGUUGAGAGUUGGCUGCGGAAAGAACGAGAUGAAGAUAAAAGGAAAAGGAAAGAGAGGAAAGCAGCUGGUCUUCCUGAAUUUGUAAAGCAUGUUGAGGGAAGCCGUGUAACAGGGGAUCCAGCGCGGGCCGCGGUUCGAGCAAUUAAUAAUGGCUGGGCAGCAGGACGAUUACAUUCCACCGUUGCUGGUGAAGAAAACUUUCUCUUGAGCUCAAACCGAGUAUUGAGGCAGUAGAUAAAUUUCAAAUGCCACGAGCAUUUUCUGUUUAUUUUUACACACUUCGGAACAAAAUUUGCUUGCCAAUGCUUUCUGGCAUAUAUAUAAUCCGUUGUCACAUAGAAAGGAUCACAUGUAACAGGUUAUACACAAAAUGAAAGGUAAUGUACUCCUGUAAGCGUGCGUGUGUUUGUUUUUGGGUCGCAAUUUGUUACCUGUAUCAAUAAACAGCAUUUGCAAAAUUUUCUUAAAGGCUCGAUUCU